CCGGUUCUGAUGACGCAAAACACGAAAAUGCGAUGACAUGUGCCCUUGAGCUGGCCAUGUUGUCAAAAAGGGACUGUACUACAAGCCAUGCCUGCUAAGAUACAUCUUUCUACAUGAGGAAAUAUUGUGACCACAGACAUGGCAUUGAGUCAUCUUAACCUCCUGCGACCAGCAUUGUGCAGAUUUCUGCCCUCCGUUGUGAGGACCCCGCUGGUGACCAGUUCAAGAGUCCCCUCUCUACCCCACACGAGCCGUCCCGCGGUUCUGCCGAAUUACGUCCGUCAUUAUGCCACAAAGAAGAGUAAAGCGAAGGCAAAAGGGCAGACCGCUAAAGUGAACAUCAAUGCGGCAUUGGUGGAGGAUAUUAUCAGUCUGGAGGAGGUGAAGGAAGACAUGGCUGCUGUCCUGACUACUCUGAAAGAAGAUUUCAGCCGCAACCUCAGCAUUCGCACAUCACCAGGUGCGCUGGACCACAUCACAGUCACCACAAAGGAUGGCAAAUUUCCACUCAACCAGCUGGGCCAGAUAUCCAUGAAGUCUCCUCAGCUACUUGUGGUCAACAUGACUGGCUUCCCAGAGGCCACGGCAGCCGUCACCCGUGCCUUACAAGACAGCAGCAUGGGACUCAACCCGGAGGUGGAGGGCACCAUCAUCAGGGUGCCUGUUCCCAAGGUGACACGAGAACACAGGGAGAAUCUGGUGAAACUGGCAAAGCAGUUUAGUAACAAAGCCAAGGAUUCGCUGAGGAAAGUGCGAACCAACGCUGUCACUCGAGUGAAGAAGUCCAAAGAGGGCGUCUCUGAAGAUACCAUUCACUUGAUAGAAAAACAGAUUCAACAAAUGGCAGACGGUUAUGUGGCAGACAUUGACAAACAGCUAGCCACCAAAACCAAGGAGUUGCUCGGAUGACAACAAGGCCUUCCAAACGUUCAUAGUGCCCCGAUUCGUUUGUCUUGCUACCAUCAGGUCAAAGGCAGUCUGCUGUUCUUGUGACUGGAACAAAAAUCCCCCUAAACAAAAAACAGUUAAUGAUCUUGGUGAUGGAAGUGGUGAAGGUGGCGUUUUGGAUGGUGUUUGGGUGUUUUUCUCGUGCAUAAACAAAUGUUGGCGUGGCACGCCAGUGGCUUAUGGUGCUUCUUGUGUUCACAUCUCCAAACAAACAAAUGCAGGACAAAUGAAGUUUUAAUGUGAUUUGGGGUACUCCUCCUAAUCAAAGCGAUGCCACAAACGUGGUGUUUAUGUAAAAAGCACCGCACUGAAUGUAAACUCUGUGGUCUUUACAGGAGGGUGAAAGUCACACAGGAUGGAGACCGAGAGCACAAAACAACAUGCUGCCAGCAUUUGUUUCCCAUUCACUGUUGCAACCUAAAAUAGUCAUUAUUUUCAUCUAUAUGAUCAGAUCUAGCAAUGUAAACUGAAUAAAACGCAUCUGUUAUUGUCCUAGUG
Molecule: messenger RNA, 1446 nt
Organism: Labeo rohita (rohu)
Lineage: Eukaryota; Metazoa; Chordata; Actinopteri; Cypriniformes; Cyprinidae
Gene: mrrf
Product: mitochondrial ribosome recycling factor
Exons: 7
Coding region: 139-909 (256 amino acids)
Biological process (GO): translation
Cellular component (GO): mitochondrion
Molecular function (GO): ribosomal large subunit binding
Source: RefSeq, a predicted model, not a curated record